Messenger RNA from Cydia pomonella (codling moth), 2534 nucleotides. RefSeq names its product beclin 1-associated autophagy-related key regulator-like (gene Atg14). The transcript is spliced from 8 exons. The record is from RefSeq and is a predicted model, not a curated record. Gene Ontology annotation, biological process: mitophagy; autophagosome assembly; cellular response to starvation. NCBI's taxonomy places the organism in Eukaryota, Metazoa, Arthropoda, Insecta, Lepidoptera, Tortricidae. The coding region runs from base 381 to 1463 and encodes 360 amino acids. Gene Ontology annotation, cellular component: autophagosome; extrinsic component of omegasome membrane; phosphatidylinositol 3-kinase complex, class III.
ACUGGAGACCGAAAAGCUGGCGGCUUCCUCUUACAACGUAUCAGUAUUGCGAUACAACGAGGAAAUGCCGCUAGCAUCCUUGGUACGAUGCCUCAAGGGCCUUUUUAGAUAUAAGCUAGUUAUAGUAAUCAUCUGUAUAUAUCCAUUAUUAUUAUGUAAAUAAACAAUGAGAAUCUAAAAAAAAUGGCUCUAAUUUUAAUAUUUUUUUUAUUCAUAUUGUAUUUUUCUGAAUAUUGUUUCAAAACGCGUCUACUCAAACGAUCGUUCGCUAGCGUAACACGGAACGCUCCCCCAGCUGAUAAUUGGCAUGUCAUGUUGACAUUAUUGACAGUUCGUCAAUUUUCUCAAACAAUAAGCGUACAUCGUAGAAGCAAAAAACUAUGGCUUUAAGUUAUUUCACAGAAAGUGAAGCUCCGAGAGACUUUCGAAUAUCCUCCACGGAGAGUGAAGGACAUUACACAAAGUGCCUACUAUGUUAUACGGUGAAGAAAAACUUCUACUGCCCGGAUUGCAUUCGGGCGGGCAACUUCGUACAUUCAUCGAUGCCUUAUGCGGACAGAUUCUCAGAAAAACAAGGCAAGCUGUUACGUCUAAAAGCUAAUAGAAAGCACAUUCUUGACCGCUGCGAAAAGCUGAUGGCUGGCAAGUUGAAGAAAGACAGCUUAAUAACAGAGGCCAAACAGUCACGGGACAAACUGGACCUGCUGCGGCUGGCUAUUGAGCAGCGGAGGAAUGGACUGGAUGAGAAGAGGAAACAAUUGACGGAGCUCACACAACUUAACAAUGAGCUAAGAUUAAAGCUCCCCCGCUACCAGAAGCGCGUGUCGCACCUGGCGUCCCACGCGGCCGCUCAGAGGCUGGAGCUGCACACGAGGCACAACGCCUGCGCCGACAGAAACGCGGCCCUAGCGGCGCUGCGGAGAGAGAGGGUGCGGCAGCUUAACAAAUAUAUAUUCCCCGUUUACAUCAGUUUGGAUACCAGCGACAGUAUAGAAGACAUGGAGUUCCUGGGCGGGGAGCCGGAGGAGCAGCCCGCGCCGCGCACUCGGCUGCACGUCGUCUCGCCCUGGCUGUGUGCCGACGGGGACCACUCGCAUGUGAUCACCUGGGCGAAACAGAACAAGGAAGCGUCUUUGACGGCGGAGCCGGCGGACAACCCUCUACAUCGUACGGUAGCAGCGUUAGGUCUGGCGGCGCAGCUGGCGGCGCUGCUGGCGUGGGCGCUGGACGCGCGGCUGCCGCACGCGCUCACGCUCAGAGUGGAAGCGUGGACCAGUGAGAAGUUACUGGAGUGCGCGGUGUGGGAGAAACUCGAAGUACCGGACGAGCCCGACCCGCCGGAGCAUCUGUACUGGCCGGAACAAGAGGAGACAGAAGUGUGCGGUCGCUCGCCGCCCGCAGCCUCCCUCGUCACGUCGGCGGCCGCCUCCCUCGCCUCCAUGUGGCGCGGCUGGACCAAAUAACACACAUGCACGCACACGGACUCACAUACACACACACACAUACACAUCAACAUCAUACUACUCGACUCCUUUACUCCUAUUUUGUAACCAAGGGUUAAACUUAAGUAAGAACAGGUAAUAAUGAUUAGGUACCUGUCCAUACUUCGCGUGCGAUAGAGAGAGGAACAGGCGAGUCAAUGAACGAAAGUCUUCGUGCUUAGCGUCCUUACUUAAGCUUUAAAGCGGGCAAAUUCAAUUCCCGUUUAAUAACCAGUUACGCAUUAUUAGGUUUUUUUUUUCCAUUCCGAAGUUACACAAUGAGAGUUCCAAAGUGGGACGAAAAUUAUGCACACUAAAGGGCCGAUCUCCGACCGCAAGUCUCGUAAACCGUACACAUCUCUCUAAGUAGAAUGACAUUCAAAGCCGCGUACAUCAAUAAGAUGCCCAUUCACUAACUUAUCAAUUUUUAUAAGUACCCAAAAACUUUUACAAAGUACUAUUGGAAGUCGAGUAGGUACCAUUAAUUACGACUAACUGUGUGUAAAACAGCAUAAUUACUCCAAAAUUUAUUCCUAUUCCAUUGACUAUCUUAAAUUAUGAAACUAAUUAAUUAAUUUUGUGACCAUUAAUUUCAAUAAAUUUAUUGACUUUUGACUCAAAAUGACCAAAUAGGUACUAUUGUUUUGAAUUUGAAACCAUGUCCCAUGUCUUAUUUAACAAAAGUUAAAUUUUAAUUUUUGAAUUUGUCCUUUAUGAAGGACUUCGGAACCCAGCAAGGCAAACAAAAAAUCAUAAAUGUCAACCAAAUAUCAGCCUUAUACGGUGAAUAAUGCAUAUUCAGAAUUAGUAAAAGUAAUUUGGCAUUCGCGGGUAAUUUAAUGGUUCUGCGAACCACUCAUAAAUAUUUUUUACGAAAAAUUACUAUCAGAUUUAUUUUUUCACAUUGCUGUCACUUUACUCUCACUAUUUCUAAAUAUGGAUUAUAUUAUAAACAUUAUACGGUUAUGUAUUUAUGUCCUUAUGUUAUGUACAUAGAUUAUUUUUUAUAAAAUUUUGUGAAUUAUUUUGAAUGAAAAUAAAACUUUUUGUAAA